Messenger RNA from Belonocnema kinseyi, 333 nucleotides. RefSeq lists its product as uncharacterized. Lineage: Eukaryota; Metazoa; Arthropoda; Insecta; Hymenoptera; Cynipidae. The transcript has a single exon. Bases 1 to 333 code for a protein of 110 amino acids. The record is from RefSeq and is a predicted model, not a curated record.
AUGGAUUCCAUAGUGAAAGAUUCUUCUCCAUCAUAUUCGAUGGUUAAUCAGGGAGAUUCUGAUUUUGAGAAAGGUCGCACGAGCACAUCUGACGAACCACGUUCAGAACUCCCCGUUAAGGUCGCAACUCCCGAAAUAAUCGAAAAAAUGAGUAAAAUGCGGAUAGAGGACUGCAGAUCAACUGAGCGUGGACGCAAUAUCUUACAUGAAUAUUUGGGCAUGGCGAAGCACUGUGCUAGGUGGGUGCCGCUUUUGUUAACAGUCGAUCAAAAAUCUUCGACAACGCACCUCCCCAUAGGUCGGUCGUGGCGAUGGCUAAAAUCAACGAAUUGA